Molecule: messenger RNA, 1743 nt
Organism: Musca domestica (house fly)
Lineage: Eukaryota; Metazoa; Arthropoda; Insecta; Diptera; Muscidae
Product: venom protease-like
Exons: 6
Coding region: 320-1564 (414 amino acids)
Biological process (GO): proteolysis
Molecular function (GO): serine-type endopeptidase activity
Source: RefSeq, a predicted model, not a curated record
CCAAACAAUCCGAGCAAAAUGUUGCCGAGAAACAUUGAAAUUCACAAAACUUCAACAACUUAUUUUAGUCACUGACAGUUGCCGUUCGAUUUCAGUGGCACUCGGACGACAUUCGUUCAUCAGAAGUUAAGUUUCGGCAUUGCGCGAGCAAAUAAAGUGCAGGCUUAUCAAUUUUAAGCGGAAUAAUUGGAGUGUUGGCAAAAUUUAAACGGAAGCCAUCAUAAAGUGUUGUGUGGUUUUUGAGAAUUUUGGAUUUAAAUAAAGCAGCUCAUCUUAAAUGCCUACCUAGAUAACCGGAUUGGAAUAUUAACCCAUAAACAUGCCGCUUAAAAUCGCAUUGUUAAUUGUAUUAUUCACACAAUUAUUGGGGCUGUCAAGCUGUCUUCUCUCCAAAGAUUAUAUCGAUUUACUUGACUUGGCGGACAACGACGAAUUCUAUUGGGGACGGCAAGAGAACAAUGCCGCUGCAGUUCGUGCAUUACACACACAUAGUGAACAAUCUGAAAAUGUAACUGAUGCCAGUAUACGUCAUCAUUAUAGGAAACGACGUCAGGCUAAUAAUGAUUUAAUACAGGAAAAUCGUUCAUUUGGAUCUUGCCGUACUCCGUCGGGAGAAGAAGGCACCUGCCGUCAUAUUAUCUACUGUCGCAUGCCAGAAUUGAAAGAUGAUGUUUGGCGUUUGGUAUCACAUUUAUGUGUUAUUCAGGGAAGCACCAUUGGCAUGUGUUGUCCUAUGCGUAUUAUUAAUCGCUUGGGACCUCAAAUACUAACGGAUGAGGAUGUGACCGAACCACGUGUUGUUAACAACCAUCCAGAGCAGAGGGGUUGUGGUGUUACAACGAAACAAUUCCCUCGUGUCUCACGUGGUCGACCCGCCGAACCCGACGAAUGGCCAUGGAUGGCGGCUUUGCUUAGACCUGGUCUUCCGCAUGUUUGGUGUGGUGGUGUUUUGGUAACAGAUCGUCAUGUCCUUACCGCCGCUCAUUGUGUACAUAAAAUUCGAAAGGAAGAAAUAUUUGUACGCCUUGGUGAAUAUAAUACCCUGUUGAUGAAUGAAACACGGGCACGUGAUUUCCGCAUCGCCAAUAUGGUCAUCCAUAUCGAUUAUGAUCCGCUGACCUAUGAGAAUGAUAUCGCUUUGAUACGUAUCGAUAGGCCAACGAUAUUUAAUACCUACAUUUGGCCGGUGUGUAUGCCACCGAUUGGCGAGGAUUGGAGCGGUAAUAUGGGUAUUGUUACCGGUUGGGGUACACAGACAUUUGGUGGACCACAUUCGGAUAUUUUGAUGGAGGCUUCCUUACCCAUUUGGAAAAUACAAGAUUGCCGUGAUGCCAUUGUGGAACGUGUACCCGAUACUAUGCUCUGUGCUGGUUACCCUGAAGGUGGUCAAGAUUCGUGCCAAGGUGACAGUGGCGGUCCGCUGCUGGUUCAAUUACCCAAUAGACGUUGGGUAACCGUUGGUGUAGUUUCCUGGGGUAUUCGUUGUGGUGAACCCAAUCGUCCGGGCAUGUAUACCCGAGUCGAUAAAUAUUUACAUUGGAUUAUUGAAAAUUCUGAUGUAUAAGUUGUGUAACAGUAAAGUGAUAUGCCGUAUUUUAUUAUUGUCAUAUAUAUACAUUAAAGAAAUUAGAUUAAGUUGCAUAAUUUGAUUUAGAAUAAGUACGAUUUUGAAUAAAUAACAAAACUGUUAUGACAAAUAUCCUUUAUUGCGGUUCUAACAUAACGUUUACACAAGACAAACUA